Triticum aestivum (bread wheat) is the source of this 2735-nucleotide messenger RNA. Its product is annotated as ankyrin repeat-containing protein At5g02620-like. Gene Ontology annotation, cellular component: plasma membrane. Gene Ontology annotation, molecular function: protein binding. Lineage: Eukaryota; Viridiplantae; Streptophyta; Magnoliopsida; Poales; Poaceae. The coding region runs from base 643 to 2682 and encodes 679 amino acids. The transcript is spliced from 3 exons. The record is from RefSeq and is a predicted model, not a curated record.
UCUCUCGUCCCAUCGUCCGUGCGUGUACCUCGCCGGCGCGACCGUGCCUCUCUGUCAUCUACUCGAAUCCCCACCCCAACUCUGGCCGUUGAAGGGUGGCGGGAGAUCGAGCUUGACGGGGGACGGCGUGGGCCGCCUUCGCGGUGAUCUGGCCGGUGCCGCCCUUUUUCUCGGUCGGCGCUCUGUCUGAUGGCCUGCCGGAGUGACAGAGGCACCCCGAACGUGCAUGAUGCCGCCAACGCCCGAGGAUGGGCUGGGAUCGACGGAGGCCCUGCAUUCAAAGCAAAGCAGAUGCUCUGCUUCGUGUCCGAGGCUCCGAGCUGGUCCUUUCCUAGCAAAGCAGACGCUCUGCUGCCAGCCAGCGUGUCCGCGGGAGAUGCUCUCAGGGUGGUGAGAGGGAAAGGGAUAGCGUGUCCGCCAGAGAUGCUCACUCGGUGGCCGGAAGGAAAGGCGAUAGCGUGUCCGCCGGAGAUUCUCUUGGCCCCCGUGCGUUCUAUCUUUCUUGUCCCAACCAAAGUACAUCUCACAGGCACACCUCCUCGGCCUUGGCCGCACUCUGCUCCACUCCAGUUUCCACUACCUGCCAGUACGUUGCCCCAAAUUGAUCCUCUCUCAUUCGCAACUCGACAGAGCCGGUGAUCAAUGGCGUCGGGCACCAGGGAGGAAUCUCCCAGUCCCAGCUCGCCCGUUGCGGUCCAAACCAACUCUCCACGCGAGACGGAUGCCCGGCUGCUAGCGCUGGUCUGCUCAGGCACUUUCCAGGAUCUAGAAUCAUUCCUCGACGGACAAGACCACCAAGCAUCUUCCGUCGUCGGAGGGUCGGCGACACGGCGACCUUCCGGUGACGACGAGGAAGCAUUUCUCAGAGAGUCGGUCCUGGACGGGGUCACCGUCGGAGGCGACACUGUUCUCCAUGUAGUCGCCACCAAUGGUGACUCUCAAGACUUCUUGAAGAAAGCCGGCCUCGUCCACAGGAAGGCACAGAACCUCCUCUGUGCGCAGAACAAUGACGGAGAUACACCCCUGCAUUGUGCGGCACGGGAGGGGAACUUCGCCAUGGUGUCUCUUCUCAUUGAUCUUGCUAGAGGCAGCGAGGAUGCCAGUCCCAACAGAGUGAAGGCGCUGCUGAGAACAGAAAACAAGAUCAAAUGCACAGCCUUGCAUGAGGCUAUCAAGUCUCUCCCUGUUGGGCACGAUGAUAUGGUCGAGUUGCUCAUGAAGAAGGACCCGCAGUUGGCCAGUUUCCCGAAAGAUGGCACGUCGCCAUUGUACCUGGCCAUCUUGGAGGGGAAGAGUUUCAUCGCGGAAACACUCUAUGAGUUGAGUGGCGGGGUGCUCUCAUACUCCGGACCAAAUGGACAAAAUGUACUGCAUGCUGCUGUUCUCCGAGGCGAAGAUCCUAAAAAGAUGUUGGAAUGGACGAACAACGUCCUUGCAUCGCAACGGGAUAACAACGGACAUACACCGCUUCACUUUGCCGCCACAGCUGUUCUAGGGAAUCAGAAUAUACUUUCACAAGUACUGAAAGCCAAUGCAGAGGCAUUGUAUCAGCCAGACCACAAUGGAUCAUUCCCCAUACACAUGGCUGCAUCCGUCGGUGCAACAAGUGUAGUCAGUGAAUUUAUUGAAAAUACGCCCAAUUGUGCUGGUUUACGUGAUGCUAGGAAAAUGACAUUUCUUCAUGUUGCAGUUGAUAAAAAGAAAAUAUCGACAGUUAGUUAUGCUUGCAAGAACGGAACAUUAUCAUGGAUUUUUAAUAUGCAAGACAAGAAUGGGAACACUGCAGUACACCUAGCUGCCCAGGCUGGCAGUGUUAAAAUAUUUUGUUGUUUGUUCAGGAAUAGACAAGUACAAUUGAAUUUGACAAAUAAGAAAGGGGAGACUCCACUAGAUAUAGCGUAUCAAAAUAUUCCUAAAGGGCUGCAUGCUUACAUGCACAGUGAAGCAAGAAUACUCUCCUUACUUCAAUAUGCUGGUGCCAAAAAGGGUAUCCGUCACCAGGAUUACCUUGAGAAAAACAAUAUUGUCCAAAAAAAGCAGGGUGAAAUAGAUGAAAUGGAGAAAGUGAAGGACGCGACACAAAGUCUAUGUAUUGGGUCGGUCCUUAUCGCAACCGUGACAUUUGGUGCAGCUUUCGCCAUGCCUGGAGGUUACAGAGCUGAUGAUCACACUAAUGGAGGCACACCAACACUCGCUGGAAGGUAUGGUUUUGACGCAUUCACUCUGGCCAACGGACUUGCGUUCACUUGCUCCACUAUGGCAACAAUUUCGCUCAUGUCUUCUGGAUCACCCGUACGACAUCCUCGGAGCCGGAUAGAGCACUUACGCAUUGCGUACUAUCUCAUGUCGGUUUCAGUUACAAGCUUGGUAGCUGCAUUUGCACUUGCUACCUAUACCAUACUAGCCCCACUUGCUCAUAAGACUGCCAUGGGGUUAUGUAUCUUGAGUUCUCUCAUAUUGGUCUAUCAAAAUUGGGAAUUGGCAAGCAAUAAUAUUGCCAUGGUAGCACCCCUCUGCAGCAGAAAAGGGAAAUUGUGGACAUUUGGAGUGUCAGCAUUAUUUAUCGUGGCCAAUGUCCUAAUUCAGUUGUGGCCCAUAAUAGUAGUAUUUUCUCUGGCCACAAUAAACUACCAUAGUCGAAAAGUGGAACCAUCGGUACACCUGCCAACACCAUUAAAUUGAAGAGGGGCCGAAUAUAGGCAGUGAAAGAGGACAUAUUAUCUGUAUCAGUGCCA